CCCGAGCCCAGCCGCAGCCGCCGCGCGCACUUCGCAGCGCCGGGGCUCGAGCCCCCGGGGCUUCCGCCGGGUCAGCUGACCGACCAACCGACCCGUCCGUCAGUCCGUCCGUCCGUCCGGUGCGGAACUUGCCCAGCUCGCCCCGCUGCAGCUCGCCCCGCGCUCGGUGCCGCCCUCCCGCUGGUCCCGGUCACCAUGGCGGGGCUCGUGGUCAGUGGAACGCAAGUGUCCUACGUAGGCCAGGACUGCCGAGAAAUUCCAGAGCAGCUUGGCAGAGACUGCGGACAUUUCGCAAAGAGGCUGGACCUGAGUUUCAACCUCCUGAGGUCACUGGAAGGACUGGGCGCAUUCACAAGCCUGGAAGAGCUCAUCUUGGACAACAAUCUGCUCGGGGAUGACCUCGUGUUGCCAGGGUUACCCCAGCUGCACACCUUAACCCUCAACAAAAACCAAAUCACUGACUUGGAGUACCUGCUUGACCAUCUGGCCAAAAUGACACCGGCUCUGGAGUACCUCAGCUUGCUGGGAAAUGUGGCCUGUCCCAAUGAGCUGGUCAGCCUGGAAAAGGAUGAAGAAGACUAUAAGAGAUACAGGUGUUUUGUUCUGCAUAAACUGCCCCACUUGAAGUUUCUGGAUGCCCAGAAAGUUACCAGACAAGAACGAGAGGAGGCCUUGAUCCGAGGAGCCUUCAUGAAGGUGGUGAAACCUACGGUUUCCAGUGGGGACCACAGUGCCUCUCCAGAGCACCAGCUCCCGUACUCACCCCUGCCUUCUGCUUCCAGAGAGCUCACCAGUCAUCAAGGUGUCCUGGGGAAGUGUCGCUACGUCUACUAUGGGAAAAACUCAGAGGGUAACAGAUUUAUCCGAGAUGACCAGCUCUGAAGCCAAGUUCAGCAUGCCUUAGCUCAUUUUGUGAAAAUAAAAAAGAAUGAA
Molecule: messenger RNA, 933 nt
Organism: Jaculus jaculus (lesser Egyptian jerboa)
Lineage: Eukaryota; Metazoa; Chordata; Mammalia; Rodentia; Dipodidae
Gene: Lrmda
Product: leucine rich melanocyte differentiation associated
Exons: 7
Coding region: 196-882 (228 amino acids)
Biological process (GO): melanocyte differentiation
Molecular function (GO): protein binding
Source: RefSeq, a predicted model, not a curated record